AUGAGUUCAGGCAUUAAAAACGCCGCUACAUCAGCAGCUCCAGUGGUAAAACGGGAUGUUAACAAAUGGUUAGCUCGCGUCCGUGAAUUUUUGAUGCUCAGAAAAUUCACUCACAAUCAACGUCAUGAAUUCGAAAUGGCUAAACGUACGCAACCAGCUCCAAUCUUGCCCGGUGGUUUUGCGCAUAAAUUAAGCAAAAAUUAUUACUUAGAUCGAGAUGCUCGUCGUGCAGUUGGACAACCACAAGUGGUUUUUUCAACUGCAACAAAUAAUCAGUUUCUCACUAGUGCUGCUCAACCACAACUGACUGCUGGUACACCAGGUCAAGCAGCACCGCAACAAGCUUCAGCUGCUACUACUUCGCCAUUUUUAUCUAUUACCGAAGCAGAAAAACAAACUGCUGCUCUUCUAGCAACUGCAAAGAAAACAUCAACUCCUAUUCGUACACCUGGUCAAGUCUAUAAUUGGGAUGGUUAA
Molecule: messenger RNA, 477 nt
Organism: Adineta ricciae
Lineage: Eukaryota; Metazoa; Rotifera; Eurotatoria; Adinetida; Adinetidae
Source: the annotation of a GenBank genome assembly